Molecule: messenger RNA, 846 nt
Organism: Protomyces lactucae-debilis
Lineage: Eukaryota; Fungi; Ascomycota; Taphrinomycetes; Taphrinales; Protomycetaceae
Exons: 3
Coding region: 500-832 (110 amino acids)
Biological process (GO): protein ubiquitination; ubiquitin-dependent protein catabolic process
Cellular component (GO): nucleus; cullin-RING ubiquitin ligase complex
Molecular function (GO): zinc ion binding; cullin family protein binding; ubiquitin protein ligase activity
Source: RefSeq, a predicted model, not a curated record
UUCAUCUCCUUCUUGUAGCUUUGACUGAAGGAACUGCUCGGUAGGCAGCGCGCUCGAAACGAAUUCAACGGGUAGGCUGCCUCGAGAGCGUUCGCCAACGACGAGUUGCGCUUCUCUGUAGUUGGUCAACGCAGCGAGUCUGCCACUUUUGGAGACGGCCAGCCAUGUGCCGCCUCGGGCAGCAUCUUGUCCUGCGAGGAUGUCCUGGUCUGCCCACCAAUGCGCAGGCUGGGAGGCCCGAGAGAAGAACUCGUCCCUGUUGCUCAGUAGGAUGAGCUUGUAGAGCGGGUGCUUCCGUGAGAGGAGCAGGAUACACAUCUUAGGCUACGAGGUGUCUCUCAGCAAAGCAAUGAGCGGGUCAGCAGUAGCAACAGCAGAGCAGCAGCAGCAGUAGAGCAGCAGCAGUAGAGUGUUAGCCGUACAGUAGAAACAGGUCGAGGACGACGCGCGACAAGCAGCGACCAGACCAACCCACGCACGAGAAGCCCAAGAGUGCGCAAUGGCAGACAAGAUGGACGUAGACGCGCCUGCAGCUGCACCAGGCAAGGACAAGCAGGAACGACCCCGAUUUGAGGUCAAGAAGUGGAACGCCGUGGCUCUCUGGGCCUGGGAUAUCGAGGUCGACAAUUGUGCCAUCUGUAGGAAUCACACUAUGGAUCUAUGCAUCGAGUGCCAGGCAAAUCAGGCGUCCGCCACUACAGAAGAGUGUACGCUUGCGUGGGGACAGUGCAAUCACGCCUUCCACUUCCAUUGCAUCUCGCGAUGGCUCAAGACAAGGCAGGUUUGCCCGCUUGAUAACAGGGAGUGGGAGUUUCAAAAGUAUGGUCGCUAGAGAUGCUGCAGGUA